Molecule: messenger RNA, 483 nt
Organism: Amoebophrya sp. A25
Lineage: Eukaryota; Dinophyceae; Syndiniales; Amoebophryaceae
Source: the annotation of a GenBank genome assembly
AUUAUGGCUCUAUCCCUCAAGGUCCUGAUGGCUAUAGCCAGCUGCGAUCCAGGACAAACAAGCAGCAUGCUGUUUGCAAGCGCCUUGUUGUCCCCAUCACGAUGGCUCCUGCGGAAAGAUUCUGGUACAGGAGAUCACAGUACCAAGAAUACGAAGAAAGCUGGAGGAGGUAAGAAGAAGCAGCAUUAUAUUAAGGGUUGGAAGUUGACCUAUCAUCUAAGGUCUAUGCGCAUCUCUAUGGCUUCUUCAAGCAGGAAAGCCAUAGAUAUGCGAGCUAGAGACGCCAACUUUCUACCCCUAAAAAUUAUAGGAAUACUAGGAAAGGGACAGGCGAACUUGAACGUGAACAACAAGUAGAUGGAGGUGAGCGACAACAUGUAGAACAUGAACAUGAUGGAGGAAAGGGGAACAAAGGUAAAAAACAAUGCCGACAGGGAGAUAUUUUUAGCGGAAAGGGGAAAAAAGCUGGUCACAAAGGUGAGG